AUGGCAAAGACCAUAAAAUAUGAGCUGUCCGAUUUGGACAAAAUGGGAAUCAUGAAGACUGUAAAGGUCGUCGUAUUCUAUGAGCUCCAGCCCACCGUGGAUAUCGACAAACUGAUUUCUUCUGUGACGGAAGGGGUGAAGAACGCAAUCCGUCAGUUGCCCUUCAUGGCCGGGAAUGUCCAGUUUGAUGGCGUCAAGCCCUACAUCGAGGUACCUGUGGGGAGCGAGCUAGAAGUUGGCAUCCGCCGGUAUGGCUCCAUGGAGCACCAGCCCUUCUCUAGCCUGGCUCAGGGCUCAUUCUCUCCCAACGACGCGGACUUUGCCCAGUUCCUACCCGACGAGCCAACGGCUCAGAGACCGGCCUGUCUCCUGCAAGUCAGCAUCAUCGAGGGUGGCCUGGUUCUGGGUCUGCGAGUGAACCACGCAGCCGGGGACUGGGUGUCUAUCGAUACGUUCCUGUCCCUUGUCUGUCAAAGCAGCAAGGCACGUCAGGAAGGGCUGGAGAUGCCCGCCUACACACCGGAUCUCAAUAGAGCGCCAUACAACACGCCAGCGCCUGACCCGGCCAUUACAAGGCAGGACCGUCUGGGAAAACUCCCAAUAUUCUACGUGAUGGAGAAGAGCCAAUUCAAACCGCCACCACCGCCGCCACCAUCCCGAUCAAGCAUCUACAAGAUCUCCGAGCCAGCCAUCCAGCAACUCAAAGCACAAUGCGCCCCGCACCUGACCAAGGUCGACUACAUUAGCUCGUACGACUGCAUCUCGGCACUGGUCUGGAAGUCGCUGACGCGUGCGCGCCUCCAAAUCCACCCGGAGAAAACGACCUCGCCAUCCCGCUUCGUCCACCCCAUCGAUGUCCGGUCCCGAGACCCCGAAAAGAAGACCUCGAACAAAUACUUCGGUAACGCCGUCAUCGGAUCCCAGGCUGGUCCUCUGGCUGCCGAGGCCGUGGUAUCCGAUGGGGACCGCGGUCUCGCUGCUGCUGCCACUCUGAUUCGGGAGUCGGUCAAGUCCGUCAACUUGUCCACGAUUGGCCAUAUGACCUCUCUCAUUGCGUCUCUCGCCCACACGGAGACACUCGGCUCGAAUGCAGACUUCACGAAUAUGGACUUUUUCAUGAAUACUUGGUACUCGGGAAGCGCGCAAAAGUACGAUAUUGGGGCCGGUGCGGUCCCUGUUGCAUGCAGACCGCACGAUACUAUGCUGGGAUCUUGCAUGAUCCUGCCGAAUUUUUCGCGGGGGGAAACGAAGAUCUUUGAGGUUCUUAUUACGGCGACGAUUGAGGAGAGUGAGUUCCUCAAGAAAGAUGCGGAAUUUCUGAAGUAUUUUGAGCCUAUUGUAUGA
Aspergillus clavatus NRRL 1 is the source of this 1344-nucleotide messenger RNA. RefSeq names its product transferase family protein. Gene Ontology annotation, biological process: secondary metabolite biosynthetic process. Bases 1 to 1344 code for a protein of 447 amino acids. Gene Ontology annotation, molecular function: acyltransferase activity, transferring groups other than amino-acyl groups. The record is from RefSeq and is a predicted model, not a curated record. Lineage: Eukaryota; Fungi; Ascomycota; Eurotiomycetes; Eurotiales; Aspergillaceae. The transcript has a single exon.